ACUUCAAACCAUCCAAAGGGUUUAACAGUCGCUCUUUUCUGACGCGGGCUAUUUUGGUAAGAAAACAUCAUUUGCUUUGAUUCUUGUCUAUCUCAGAGUCGUUGUCUGUUACUGAACUCGGGACAUUGUGUCUGUGCAGAGCAGGAUGAAUGCUUUGUAAAAGUUGCGGCAUUAUUGUGUUUGCAAAUCCAGGUGAAGAGUUUCAUGGCAGUCCAGUCUGUGAGACUUGUGACAGCCAACAUGUUGCUGAGUGUCUUCUUUCUGUCUGGUGCUUACGCUGCUUGUGAUUAUAUGGUAAACCUAAUUACAACACCUCAGAAGAUGGAAGCACUGAGUGGAUCCUGUCUGCAUAUCCCAUGUACCUUCACUCCUGUCGAAAGCUCAGGGACAUUUGACGGAACAAAACCAAUCUCUGGAAUGUGGAAAAAAGGAAAUGUCGCUGCAGGUCAAGUGAUUUUCGACAGCAGCAGGAGUGAUAAUAUCUAUCCAAUGAAUAUCACUGGAGACCUGAGUCAGAACAACUGCACCACUUUAUUUUCCAGUUUAAUCUCAAAUUACACGAACACAUACUUCUUCAGAAUUGAGAAUAAGCCAUUUCUGGCAACAGCUGCUUGUGAUCCUCUUCAAAUAAAAGUUAAAGAUUCUCCUCCGAGCCCCACAAUUAAGAUCUCAGGUGAUGUGAAGGAGAACGUGUCUGUCACUAUAAGCUGCUCCGCUGCAACUCCCUGUCCACACGACCCUCCUCAACUCACCUGGACUCUCCAACAAAACCCCGACAACAUAAUAAAGGAAAACGCAGAUCGGACCUUCACAACUAAAAUCCAGAAGACCUUCAUUCUGUCAGACCAACAUGAUGGAUUGAACAUCACCUGCUCUGCCAGUUAUCCUGUGAAUGAAGGGACAGAUCACAAGACAGCAGAGGAGACAAAGACUCUCAAUGUUUCAUAUGCUCCCAAGAACACCUCAACGUCCAUCAGUCCAUCCUCAGGUUGGGCAACAGACAGCAGGGUGAACCUGAGCUGCUCCAGCACAGCCAACCCUCCCGUCAGCAGCUUCACCUGGUUCAAGAAGAGCAACGAUGGAGCCGUCAGAGUGUCUGAAGGAAGAUGUUACAGCUUCAAUGUGACAGGUGGAGGGGUUUAUUACUGUGUGGCCACAAAUGGUCUCGGUAAUCAAACCUCUUCAGACAUCCAGCUCACUAUAGAAGACCCUGCCAAAGACUUCAUGGUCGUCAGUCCUGCUGAUCCAGUGUCAGUUGGCAGCGAGGUGAACCUGACUUGCUCCUUCAGAGGAAACCCUCCUGUUAGCUUUGUCUGGCUCAUGGUGAGCAGUGAUGGCAGCCUGCAGCAGAUCAAAGGUGAUUCACAGGUUCAUGGAUUCAAAGUGACCAACAGCGAUCGAGGCAGAUUAUUUUUUUGUGGAUGCAGAAAUUAUCUGGACAAUAAACUAUCAACAGGACGUCAGCUGAUCUUUGAAGGUGAGCAUCAGUCUGGACCGGUUGAUGUUGAAGUUAUAGUGAAGAUCCUGGGAAUCAUAAUGCUCGUCAGUACAAUGAUCAUCUUUGAAUGCUGGUUUAGAUCAAGACAUGCCACCAAACCAGUGAAGGACGCAGUAGAAGCAGACUAUGUCAACAGUGUGGUUGAGUUAAAACCAUCCUGAGUCACAAGGAGAGGAGGAAGAUGUUAUGUUCACUAUAAGGUGAACAAAAUACUGUAUUCUGUAUUGAUUAGUCUUAGUGUGCCACUUGCAAUCAAAUGUAGCUUUGCUGUUAAUAUUAAAUGGCACUACUUUCUUUAAAUAUGACUUUAAACUUGUGUUAAAAAUAUUUGAAGGUUUUUUUUUCUUAUCUGUUUCUAUUCAAAUCAUAUCACCAAAGUAAAAACAUAUUAAAUAAUGUAUCUCAUGUUGAACUGGUUUUUAAUUGUGUUAAGAUGUUAAGAUGCUUCGACCACGUGUUUGAUUUGCAUUGCUUCUCUGCUGUUUGCAUCAGAUGCAUGUGAAGUGUGUUGAAUUAAACACAAACGAGGUGUAAUGUUUGAACUUUCUGAUUUUCUGCAAAGAAGCUUUUCAUGGAGCAGAACGUGUUUAUGAAGAAAGCAUUUCAUCACUUCUUCUAUCAUUCUGCACGUAUACAAACAGACUCACGAUAUCUGUGUUACUGUGGAGAUGACUGCAGAUACAACAUUGCACUAACUGUAUGUGUGAAUGAAAUAAAGUUAAUACUUUCA
Messenger RNA from Cottoperca gobio, 2228 nucleotides. Its product is annotated as vascular cell adhesion protein 1-like. The record is from RefSeq and is a predicted model, not a curated record. Lineage: Eukaryota; Metazoa; Chordata; Actinopteri; Perciformes; Bovichtidae.